Molecule: messenger RNA, 3171 nt
Organism: Budorcas taxicolor (takin)
Lineage: Eukaryota; Metazoa; Chordata; Mammalia; Artiodactyla; Bovidae
Gene: TMEM230
Product: transmembrane protein 230
Exons: 4
Coding region: 269-631 (120 amino acids)
Biological process (GO): synaptic vesicle transport
Cellular component (GO): endomembrane system; synaptic vesicle
Source: RefSeq, a predicted model, not a curated record
CGUGAGCAAGCUGUCCGUGCUCGGGCCCCGGAUAAGGCGUGUGUGCUCCCUGGGCGGGAGCGGAAGCGGAAGCGCUCGCCUCAGGCUUUCGGCGCGGCCCAGACUGCGUUCUCCGCCGGUGAAGGCUGGAGUCCUCGGUGUGGAGCAUUCACCUUCCCGGGGGACGGCUGGCCGCUUUCCUGAAAGCAGAUUUUUCCAUCUAAAUUCACGUCAGUUCUUAUUUCUCUUGCUGGCUGGGUCUGGAAGCGGACAGCUGUGUCAGCGUGUUAUGAUGCCGUCUCGUACCAACCUGGCUACUGGAAUUCCCAGUAGCAAAGUGAAAUACUCAAGACUCUCUAGUACAGAUGAUGGCUACAUUGACCUUCAGUUUAAGAAAAGCCCUCCUAAGAUCCCAUAUAAGGCCAUUGCGCUUGCUACAGUGCUGUUUUUGAUUGGCGCCUUUCUCAUUAUCAUAGGCUCCCUCCUGCUGGCAGGCUAUAUCAGCAAAGGGGGGGCAGACCGGGCUGUUCCUGUCCUGAUCAUUGGCAUCCUGGUGUUCCUGCCAGGAUUUUACCACCUGCGCAUCGCCUACUAUGCAUCCAAAGGCUACCGGGGAUACUCCUAUGAUGACAUUCCAGACUUUGAUGACUAGCACCCACCCCAGCCCUGAAGAAAAGAGUCACAGAUGGAACUGAGCCCAGCUUUAAGACAUUGAGCAGAAACUAUGACUAAGGGCUAAGGAGUUCUGCAGUUUGCAGAUGUUUAACAAAACAGUGGCCAGAUUUUAUAGGUCCAUCCUGAAAGAUGUUAACUAAGCUCACAAGUAACUGUCAUUCGGGCAUUCUCUUAUUUUUCAUUUUCUGGCCCUGGCAAAAAGCUCCUGACAAAGUUCCGAAUGAAUAUGCAUCAUGGGAGAAUAGCAAUUAAUUGUAUGGGAAAGUGGGAGGUUAUUCUAUAGUGGAAAGUGUUCUGCCACACCCUUUUUAGAGCUGAGCAUUCUUUUAACUAGUCCUCAUGGUCAGAAUGUUCUUAUGGAAAAUGGAAGAAUGCGAUAUGUCAGAUUUCUUAUUACUAAGUAAUUUAUUUUGAAAAUAAGUGUCUUCUCCCCAUACUCUUUAACUCUGUGUUCCAGGGGAAGACCUUGGCACAAUCAAAUAUCAGUGUGGUGCAUCUAUAAUAUUUUUUACUUGCUUUCUUACUAACAACUAGGAAUUAGCAAAUUUUCAAAAUGUAAACACUUUUCUCUGUACACCAAUCCUUGGCCAGCUCUGAUCUGGCUCACUGAUAGGUUGGCCAGCAUAUAAUUUGGAUCAUUCUGUCCUGUGUAGAUCAAAAUGUUCUUACACUAUACCUUUAUGGACUAGACUUUUGGCUGCUUCCUAAGGAAAAAAUGUAGACUAAUGGUUAUUAUUUAGAGUUUAUAAUCCUGUUGUUAGCACCCUGUAUUAAUGUCAUUCUGCUGAAGAUUUUAAGAACUGGCCUGGAUCUCUAGAGGACUGGAUUGGCUUGAUCUGCCUCCUAGCCUGCAAAAAGUAACUUGUAUUCAAAAGAAAUUAAAAUGUCAAAAUCUAAAUCCUAGACUUAAAAAUUAAUUUUAACCUAUUUUAGAAAACAGUUUAAUGAUUAUAUGGCUUUGAUCUCAAUCCCCAGGACAACCUUCAGUUUUAGUUAACUAGCAUUGUGCUUAGACUGCUUUCUAGUCAUUGUUUUAUUCUGAAGUCAGAGCUGUAGUUUUUCCAGUAGUCAUGUAUGCAUAUGAGAGUUGAACUAUGAAGAAAGCUGAGUGCCAAAGAAUUGAUGCUUUUGAGCUGUGGUGUUGAAGAAGACUCUUGAGAAUCCCUUGGACUGCAAGGAGAUCCAACCAGUCAAUCUUAAAGGAAAUCAGUCCUGAAUAUUCAUUGGAGGGACUGAUGCUGAAGCUGAAACUCCAAUACUUUGGCCACCUGAUGCAAAGAACCAACUCAUUGGAAAAGACCCUGAUGCUGGGAAAGAUUGAAGGUGGGAGGAGAAGGGGAUGACAGAGGAUGAGUUGGUUGGAUGGCAUAACUGAUGCAAUGGAGUUUGAGUAGGCGCCAGGAGUUGGUGAUGAACAAGGUGGCCUGGCAAGCUACAGUCCAUGGGGUCGCAGAGAGUUGGACACGACUAAACUGAAUGAAUGGAUUUGGAUGAUUAUAAGGCUAGAAGUGCCAUUGGCUGAGAUUUGAAGGGCUGUAGGUAAAGUGUUAUUGGGGAAGAUGAGUUCAGCUUCAGAUGUAUUAAAUUUAGAUGUCUACUUGACAUCCAGGUGGAAAUACUGAGUAGGUAAUUGUAAUAUGCAGUUUGGAGUUUGGGAAGGGAGUCAAAACUAUAGUUAAAAUUUGGGAGUCAGUGUUCGGGUGGUAUCUAAGAGCUGUUACACCCUCACAGUGGGCACAAAUGGGGGGAAGAAAUCUAGUUUAAGACUCAGGAAAUGAGGGACAGUGAGAGGGUGACCUGAAGCAGCCACCAAGGUUAGGUGCAUUUGGUAAUGGGAGAGUAGGCUGGGGAGCACAGUAGUCUAAAAUUCUGGGGCUGUGACAGUGAAAAUAUGAGGAGAUAUAUAAAGCUUAGUAUCCUUGGUAAUGUUUGCAAAGCUAAGAACCAGAAGGUUUUGGCCAAACUAAAUUAUUUGGCCAUUUUUUAAGGGUAAUGAUAGUGCUAAUAAGGGGGAAAAAAUUAAAAUGGAAUGAAGGGGGGAGUAAACAGCCAGUUCCCAAGGUUGUCUAGGUAAGUUUCUUGUAUGCCUUUCUAGAAAUGUUCUAAGCACUAUCUGUAUCUGUUUUUCAAAAAAAACUGACUCCCAUUCUAUAGUUCUAUAAAUUUUUUCCCUACAUACUCAGUUUUGUGUUCUUUCUAUAUCCCAGAGAUGAGCCACAUUUCUUUCUAAUGCACAUCAUAUGUAUAGUUUUCCAAGUUGUGCAUGUAGUCGUAGGGUGCUAAGAACAGAGACCAUAAAAGUCAGAUUCCCGGAGUGGUAGUCAUAUCUUCAAUGCCCUGAGGAGUGGUCUUUGCUAUUGUAUGUGAACAUUCAGGUUCAUAAUCUCAUGCUGUAAUUGGAAUUGUUACAGAAGUACUUUUUAUUAAACCAAACUCAGACUUUAUGUAACUAUGCAAUGACAGUAAUGGUAUAUUCUUGUGCUUUAUAGAAAAUGUAUAAACCUCCAUAAUAAUGGU